CAGCAGCCGUCGGGGCUGCUGUGCCGGCGCCAUGCACACGGUGCAAAAGGACACUACCUUCACCAAGAUCUUCGUCGGGGGGCUGCCCUACCACACCACCGACGCCUCGCUGAGGAAGUACUUCGAGGGGUUCGGCGACAUCGAGGAAGCCGUCGUCAUCACCGACCGGCAGACCGGCAAAUCCCGGGGCUACGGCUUCGUGACCAUGGCUGACCGAGCUGCGGCCGACAGGGCCUGCAAGGAUCCGAACCCCAUCAUCGACGGCCGGAAAGCAAACGUCAACCUCGCGUAUCUGGGAGCGAAACCAAGGAGUAUUCAGACUGGUUUUACCUUGGGGGUGCAGCAGUUACACCCAGCACUCAUUCAGAGACCUUAUGGGCUCACGCAUCACUAUAUCUACCCUCAGGCGAUCGUCCAGCCCAGCAUGGUCAUUCCGACGCCUGUCCAGUCCCUCACAUCUCCGUACAUAGACUACACGGCCGCGAGCCAGGCCUAUACACAGUUCACCACAGCUGCCUACGACCAGUACCCGUACGCCGCCUCCCCCGCUGCUGGCUUCAUGGGGUACGGCUACACGGGCGCCGUUCAGCAACCCCUCACGGCCACCAACCCGACGGUAGCGGCCCCGACGGCCUUCAUGCAGUACCAGCCCACCCAACUGCAGCCGGAUCGUAUGCAGUAG
Euleptes europaea (tarantolino) is the source of this 682-nucleotide messenger RNA. It is a transcript of the gene RBM38, whose product is annotated as RNA binding motif protein 38. NCBI's taxonomy places the organism in Eukaryota, Metazoa, Chordata, Lepidosauria, Squamata, Sphaerodactylidae. The coding region runs from base 32 to 682 and encodes 216 amino acids. The transcript has 4 exons. The record is from RefSeq and is a predicted model, not a curated record. Gene Ontology annotation, molecular function: RNA binding. Gene Ontology annotation, cellular component: cytosol.